UUUGAAAAAAUACAAUCUCAUUCUUCUUCAAAAAGAAGUAGAUACGAUAUUGGAUAUUGGUUUAUUUUUUCCUAGAUAUAAUAUGUAUGAACUUUUGAUAAAGAUAUAACUCUUUAAUCCAAAGCUCAUCAAUGACCACUUGGGCUACCGCUAUCAGAUCCUGGAGGUGCUUGGGCAAGGCUUCUCUGGACAGAUCCUCAAAUGCAUGGACCACAAGCCCAUGCACCUUGUGGCCAUCAAGGUCAUUACAAACAAGGACAUUGUUCAUGACUUGGCAAUGCCUGAAAAGGACAUUUUGAAAGCCUUGCAGCAGUUUGACAAGGAUAACUCAGCCAACAACGUCCAUAUGAAAGAGAAAUUCUACUUCCGCAGUCAUCUGUGCAUCAUUUUUGAUCUCUUUCUUACGGACCAACAUGGAUCAAACCACACCAACGAGAGUGAAUUCACAGUCGAAGAGCUGAAAAAAUACACCAUGGACAUGUUGGAAUGUCUACAGCUGCUUAAGGAGAAGAUUGUCCAUAGUGACCUUAACUCGAAAAUGUCCCCCAGGAAAGACAAGAGGUCAGUACUGAGCCCAAAGACUAAUGCCAAAAACAGGGUCUGUCCUACAGUCCUAAUAUCAAUCGCCAAGGGCUCUCAGGAAACCCAAAUAGAUUUAAGCCACAAACAGCCAUCUGCCCUGCCCGGGGGCAAGGAGAAGAGCCCACUGGGGCCCAGCUCCCAGUUACCUACUGUUAUGAAACCCACCGUCACUCGCCUGCAGACAACACAGUCAGUCAGCGAGACAUCCUCUGCCAUAAAACCAGCCAUGUCUCCUGAAUAUGUUCUGGAAAAUUUUAAGAAAUACUUGACAAAUUAUGAGCAGAAAGAAAUCAAGGACUACAAGCAGGUGUGGUACAUUGGAAAGCAGGCCAAAAAGAUUGAUGCCUCAAAAAUCCGGCCUUCCAACUCUGGCUAUGACACUAAGGACGGAAUCUACAGCGCAAUUGUUAACGAUCACUUGGCCUACUGCUAUCAGAUCCUGGAGGUGGUUGGGCAAGGCUACUCUGGACAGAUCCUCAAAUGCAUGGACCACAAGACUAAUCAGCUUGUUGCCAUCAAGGUCAUUAGAAACAAGGACAUCAUUUAUCAGACGGUAUUGCCUGAAGUGAAGAUUCUAGAAGCCCUGCGAGAGUCUGACAAGGAUAACUCAGCCAACAUUGUCCAUAUGAAAGAGAAAUUCUACUUCCGCAGUCACCUGUGCAUCAUUUUGGAUCUCUUUCUGAAGGACCUUCAUGAAUUAUGCCACACCAACAAGGUUAAAGUCACAGAGGAAGAGCAGAAGAAAUACACCAUGGAAAUCCUGAAAUGUCUACAGCUGCUUAGAGAGACUAAGAUUGUCCAUGGUGACCUUAAACCAGAAAACUUGCUGAUCUACAAAAAGGAUGAUGAGAUGCACAUAGCAGUCACUGACUUUGGAGGGAGCUACUUUAUGACAGAGGACGAUCGACCUCGUCUGUUCACUAAAGAAUACAUGUCACCGGAGCUGCUACUUGGCAAAAAGUGUGGACCACCAACCGACAUGUGGAGCCUGGGCUGCACCAUCGCUGAGCUUCACUGUGGUUUCCGUCUCUUUCAUGGAUGUGACCUUCCAUAUGUCUUCAACAGGAUAAUGGAGGUGCUGGGUGUCCCUCCUCCUGAGCUGCUGAGGGAAGCCCCCAAAAGAAAAUUCUUCUUUGAUUCUGAUGGCAUCCCAUACAUCAGACAAUGCAGAACCAAUCUGGAAACAAAGCUGAACUCUAUUGAUGUUCAUUUCAUCAAUUUCAUCUAUCGCUGCCUUGAAUAUGAUCCAAAAAAGCGCAUGACACCAAAGCAGGCCUUGCAGCAUCCAUGGAUUCAUGAUAAGUUGAAAUGUGCAACGAGAGCUGGAAAAACUAUAUCAAAUGCCUCAGUGGCCUCCAGCAACAACACUUCUGAACUGUUGAAAAGGAGAAAAAUGCCUUCGUCUCUGCCCAAAAGAUUGUAGAACAAACCAGAGGUUUUCAGCAUGCUUCUUUCUUUCUCCCACCUCUGCUGUAUGCAAUUGUUGUGCAUAGGACAAUAAACUCUUGGAUCUUGGAUCUUGAAUCUUGAAUCUUGAAUCUUGAAUCUUUUAUCUUGAAUCUC
Messenger RNA from Pleuronectes platessa (European plaice), 2145 nucleotides. RefSeq names its product dual specificity tyrosine-phosphorylation-regulated kinase 4. Gene Ontology annotation, molecular function: protein serine/threonine/tyrosine kinase activity; protein serine/threonine kinase activity; ATP binding. The record is from RefSeq and is a predicted model, not a curated record. Lineage: Eukaryota; Metazoa; Chordata; Actinopteri; Pleuronectiformes; Pleuronectidae. Gene Ontology annotation, cellular component: nucleus. The transcript is spliced from 14 exons. Bases 206 to 2005 code for a protein of 599 amino acids. Gene Ontology annotation, biological process: peptidyl-serine phosphorylation; peptidyl-threonine phosphorylation.